UAACUUGGCAGAAAAGGAUGCAAUAGCCGACAUAGGUACUAGGCUGUACCUGUCAUUCUCUGCACACGUAUUGGCCACUCGAUCCACGUAUGUACUUGUAGUCUUGUACCCCAAAGUCGCCUUCUUUAUAUAUUCAACUCCCUACAAAGAUAACCCGUGAAUCACACACCACAAGAGCCAUGAUUGAUUCAGCGAGUUUCCUCGAAGAGAAUAGAGGUAGUAGAGGAAGAGGGUUUAACAGGAUGAAGCCAGGGGAUGUUUUAACUCACCUGGGAUCCAUAGUUGCUAGUUUGAUGUUCGUUUGGGCUCUGUUUCAGCAGUACUUCCCAUACCAACUCCGCCACAACAUAGAUAAAUACUUCCAGAGGGCCUUCUCCUUCGUCUACCCUUACAUCCAAAUCACUUUCAGUGAAUUCACAGGCGAGCGUCUGAUGCGCAGCGAGCUCUACUCCGCUAUCGAGAACUAUCUUAGCUCAACUUCAUCGACCCAAGCCAAGCGGCUGAAGGCCGACGUACUGAAGAACAAUCAGUCCUUGGUGCUUAGCAUGGAUGAUCACGAAGAGGUUGCUGAUGAAUUUCAAGGGAUCAAGUUUUGGGCUUCUGGGAAGAACAUCUCCAAGAACCAAACGCUUUCUUUCUAUCCAGUCAAGGAUGAGAAAAGGUAUUACAAACUGACUUUUCACAAGCGGCAUAGGGAUCUCGUCAUUGGGCCGUAUCUAAGCCAUGUCCUGAAGGAAGGGAAAGCAAUCAAUGUUAGAAAUCGGCAGCGGAAGCUUUACACCAACAAUGGAUCGCACUGGAGCCAUGUGAUGUUUGAGCAUCCAGCAACGUUCGAAACACUCGCGUUGGAGGCAGAUAAGAAGAAGGAAAUUCUCGAGGACUUGACCACAUUUAGCCAAGCGGAAGAUUUCUAUGCGAGAAUCGGAAGAGCUUGGAAGAGGGGUUACCUACUCUAUGGCCCUCCGGGGACCGGGAAGUCCACCAUGAUCGCAGCCAUGGCAAAUCUUCUGAACUAUGACAUCUAUGACCUAGAACUAACCGCCGUGAAGGACAACACCGAGCUUCGGAAGCUUCUAAUCGAGACCUCGAGCAAAUCCGUGGUCGUGAUCGAGGACAUCGAUUGCUCUCUCGAUCUCACUGCUCAGCGAAGGAAGCCGAAGGAGAGCGAAGAAGCAACUGGCGAGCAGGAUCAGAAGCCGAAACCGCCGAAGGAAGACAGGGAACCUAAACAAAGCCAAGUAACUCUCUCAGGGCUCUUGAACUUCAUCGACGGGCUAUGGUCAGCUUGCGGCGGGGAGAGACUUAUCGUUUUCACCACCAAUUACGUCGAGAAACUCGACCCAGCUCUAAUCAGAAAAGGAAGAAUGGAUAAACACGUUGAGCUUUCCUACUGUAGCUUCGAGGCAUUCAGAGUGUUGGCCAAGAAUUACCUUCUGCUGGAUGACCACCAACUGUUCGACAAAAUUCGCCAGUUACUAGAACAAACUAAGAUAACCCCGGCUGACGUUGCGGAGCAUUUGAUGCCGAAGACCGUCCCGCCGAAUGCCGAGGUUUGCUUGAGUAGUCUGGUGCAGGGACUUGAAGCCGCCGCGGCGGAAGAGGAGGAGGCGAGAUCGAAAGCAGAGGAAGAAGGAAUGAACAAGGAGGAGAAAGAGAUCAGUGCCAUUGUUGAAGAAACGAAAGAGGAAAAUUCUGCGAGCAAAGAAGAAAGCAAGUACAAUCAGCAGUAGCUGGUCCCAAGUAGCAUUUCAUCUAACUGAGAUCUUUCUGGACAUUCACUUUCCUUCUAGCUUUGUUAAUUUGAGCAGUAAAAUGUAAGAUUCCAGUUAUUGCGGUUCUAUCAUCCGUUUGUCAGAACUCUUGAGGAGGAUACAUCGUAGAUUCGUGGUGUCGAUGGUUUCAUAUCAGUUUCGCAAUUCGCACUGUGAUUUGGGCCAAUUCUCAUUUUAUGCAAAGCCCAUCCAGUUUAAACCGUCAAAAUAAUGAAAGCGAGCUUGUGUGGCGGAAGAUAUUCUGCUCUAAAGACGAAUAAGGCCCAACAAAAGCCCAAGUAUCCAUUAACCCAAGUGCCCAUUAGGCCAUUAAGACCGCUCAAUACAGUAAAAAUGCAAAAUAUAUAAACUUUGGAGAGAAAUUGUGUCGGUUUAGCAAGUGAAAUUGUAUGAUCAGUGGUAUAAUCGAUUUAAUUUGUGUCGGUUCAUGUCGACUUAUCAUAAUACGACAUUCCAAAUAAAAUAAUAAGCAUUCAUUUAAAUAUAACAUUUAACAUCAAUAUCUACACGUUUAUACCCGAAUCCAAAAAAUUACAUCAACUUUUAACUUGUAUAUUUGUAAAGUAUAUAAUAAAUUGAUCAUGUCGGUCAUACCGAUGAUAAUUAUAUCAAUUUCAUGACCGGUAUCGGCUGAACCAAAUUCAACCGGCCAGCAUCCCACUAGCAUGACAACCAUACACAGAACAACAAUGUUUUGACUCAUAGAAACCAUAUUCAUCAACAAACUAAACCUUGAAAAAAAGGGGCAUGAAAUGUUCCAUUCCAACCUUUGGAAGCGGUCAUCAUCAUCCUCGUACCAUAGAAAAUGCUGCCAACUACACAUAUAGAAACAAACAUAUUUACUUAUUGAUCUACACUACUAUUCAACGCAUGGUGUGUGUGAAGAUAGACAGAUGACAGUCACUUACUCACUUUUCCUCGUGACAUAAUAGUUUCCUGGAAAAUCCCCCUGGAAAAUAGCCACCAGCCCCGGCCUUUUCCACGAAUUGACCCGCAUAUAAUAACAAUACUAAACUAAUUAAAUAAAAAAAACAAUUAGUGGUUAAACCUUCCAGCAUUAACACAGCUCGGGGCUGUCUAUAUAUGACGAGGAGAAGCAUCCAUAAUCAUUAGUUUAUCAUCUGUCUCUUUAUAUAUAUAGAGAUGGAGGGAGAGAGGCAUUGGUGAGGAACUAUUGGGGAGAGAUUGAGAAGAGUGAGACGAUUGGGAGAGGAGUUGGGGGGUUUCUUGUCGCAGGAGAGAUGGUUUUAACGCUGGUAGCUACACGGACAGAGUCCUCGCCGCCGGCCUGCUAGCUUCUUCCCACCACCGUGGCUUCGCCGGACGGUGGACUAUAUAGUAGUACUAUAGCUCCAUUAAUUAAGACCAUCCUCUGGUGACACGAUACCCUCUCAAUUUCUAGUCCACUACGGUACGGUAGCUAGCUAGACAUGGGAAGGAGUACUGUAGGUGAAUCUUUUCAGCUCUGCCUACGUUUCUUCUUUCUUCAUCAUCUUCUUCUGUUAAUUGGUCUUGAAUUUGCAGCUAGGGAUGGCAACAAAACCCGAACCCACGGGUACCCACCCGACCCAAUUCGGUCAACGCGGAUAAAAUCCGUGUUGACGGGUUUUGGGCCGGGUUCGGGUUUAAACCCGCUACACUAUUCACCGGGUCGGGUUGUGUUUGGGUUUAGGUAAACCCGACCCAUGGGUACCCGCCCACACACAUAUAAUUACUUUUCCGGUAUAUUUAAUAUUCUAAAUAAUAUAUUUUCCUUAAGCAAUUAAUAUUCUUUGUGCUUGUGGAGACAUGUAUAAUUUGUUCUUUCUAAUUGUUUAGAAUGAAGUUGAUAUUAUGAAGUGGAGAGUGAAGAAACUUAGUUGACGAGGAAGAAGCUUUCAAUUAAUAUUUUGUUUAUAGAUGUUUAUCUUUAAUUUUGAACAAUUUGUAUUGAUCAUUUGCGGUUUGCUUGUAUGCUCUAGAUUGGUGUUUUUUUGUAUGAUUAAUUUGUAUGAGAAAAUUGAUGUUUAACUUUUAUUUUGAAAGAAACUUGUUAUUGUAAAUUUUUUACCAUAAAAACCCACGGGUACCCAUGAACCCGCGGAUACCCAGCGGGUUGGGUUGGGUUUGAGUUUUUCAAACCCAACGGGUUUUACCCCGGGUUUUUUUGGCGGAUAAACCCAUGGGUUUGGGUUUGACAAAACCCGCCCCAACCCGACCCAUUGCCAUCCCUAUUUGCAGCACCGAAGGUAGAUAAUAUGAAAUUUUGUCUUUUUUUCUUCUUCUUUUCUUCUCCAUGUCAGGCCAGGGAUGGUUGGUGGGCCCAAAGUUCUUGGGCUCCAAGUUCUUUGGGCCAUAGACUUCCGGGGGAGUGGGCCCACUCACAAUAUUCGACAAAUUGCCAGUGGCCAGUUUGCCUUCUGAAGACUUGGAAGGUUUACUAUUCACGUUGACUCUGGUACUCUCAUUCUGAAGAUUUGCAGGAAGAGAUGGACUGGAACUGGAGAGUGGAUUAUAGCAUUCACAAUCGAAGCAAACGAUGUUUAAGUAUUCAAACUUGAUCCGUACAAUUCAAAAUAAUUUUAUUUUGAUUUUUUUUAUCACUUCCUGCAAAUCAGCUUAACCCUCUGAAUUACAACAACUGCCCUGCCAUCGUGCGUGCAUGUUUGGGAUGGAGGAUAGAUAGAGAAACUAAAUGACCAGAAAAGAGGCUAGAAAUCCACACAGCAUUUUCUGGCAGGAUUUCUGGCGACCAACACAACCCGGCGAUUGUCUCCAAGACUACUACAGAGUCCAUCUUAACGAAGAGGUAGAGGGUUGCAAAUUUUGGGAUGAAGAAGAAACGCCGGGAAUAAAAGGAGAUGCAUCAGGAGUAGGAGCGAAUCACGAGAAAAAAAAGUGAAUCUGAAAUGUCGAUGCCACCCUAAACUCUGUCAACCGCCAGCCGUUUGACGAAGGGAAAACGCAGGGGGGAAAACGCGUUCGAUGAAGCGACGAUGCGAAGAGAGGAUUCAACGGGUGAGAUUAAACUUGAGGUUGUAUAUGGACGGCUAUCCGCGUGACAUAUAGGAAAAGUACGCUACACCCGCCUUAAACGACAGCUUAGAUAAAUGGUAAGGAUGAGCGACAACUAUCCGUGCAGGCUACUUAUGGUAGACUCGUUCGUUACCCACUGGACCCCUUAAGCAAUUAGGCGCUAUUUAUAUACUGAUAACAACAUCCAAAUCGACGUGACUAAAUUUCAGUUUCGUUA
Linum trigynum is the source of this 5004-nucleotide messenger RNA. The record is from the annotation of a GenBank genome assembly. Lineage: Eukaryota; Viridiplantae; Streptophyta; Magnoliopsida; Malpighiales; Linaceae.